AUGGCUCAACAAAUUGCAUUGCUUCAAGAACAAACUGCAUUGCUUCGUGCCCAGACUUCUGAACGACAACAGGAGGCCCGUGUGUUCCAGAGUCCGCAACAGAUCCUCGAUUCCAUUGACCCCAGUCUGCGAUCUGAGCUGCAGAAGUGGAGACAUGGUUUCCGCAAGGACUUGGGAGAUUGGGCUACGCACUCCGAGCUUCAUCACAAGUACUCCAAGAUCAUCGGAAACGGUGACAUUAUGAAGCAGUUUCAAGAAGAAAGCAAUCGCAAGUGGCAGUGGCCCAAACAUUACGAAGCAAUUGCAAAGCCAGUGGGUGACAUCGAUGAGGGUUUGGAUGCCGACAUGCAGUAUGACAUCAACGCCGCAUGGCUUUCACUUCGACGCAAGCAUGCACUUGAGUGUCAAAGCUUCAUAGCCGAGCACCAAAAACGUGCAUUCGCUUUCUUCGAGGAGCGUGUGUCUCUUCAGUCUGCAAUGCGAGACGUCUCUGAUUUGUGGACAGAGUGGAAGACACAUAACGCCAGCUUGCUAACGUCACAUGUGAUAGCCCAGGCCGAACGCAGUUGCACACACUUUGUCGACUUGGUACUUCGCGAAGAAGUUCCCAAAGUCAGAAGCCGACUUCAGGAUGCAGAAGCCACUCGCGCUAAGCGGGAAGCAGCUGUGAUCGAAGCCGAGACAAAGUUCGAGCAGAUGGAUCCCCAACAGCUGAUCGCGAUGAUUGAGCUUGACAAGCAGGCAGUCGUGAUGAAACAAGCUGAUGGCACAAAGAUUAAAGAGGUUGUUCUAUGCAAGUCUAGUGAGCUUGCAGCAUUGAUUCGCAAAUACCCCGAAUUGGAGCAACACUUCAGCGUCAAGUUCGUGGAAGUCUACUUCAAAGCCGACCUCGCGCAAGCCAUCAACAUCAUCGAGAAGAGGUUCGUGAGACGUGUCAAGCGCACCUUGUGUGCAAGAUACGUUGAUCGCCAGCCUUCCAGAAACCUCACAUGGUUGGACACCAAAGCACGCCAAUGGCUCAAGAAGCAUCGGCGCUGCAUGAUCAUUGUUGAUGCAGACAAAGGAUUGGGCGACGUAAUGAUGCCAAGGCAAUGGGUAGAAGACGAGAUGCAGCGUUUGCUUGACACAGGAUUUCGAAAGCUCAGUCGCCAGGAGUAUGUUGGCAAGGCGUUUCAGGCAAGAUCUACGCUUGAAUUAGUUGCCGAACGCGCUAAGCAAGCAGGUGUCCUAACAUCACGCGAAGUACAUCUCAUCACCCAGAAUCUCUUCACAGCGGGCGAAGGUUCAUUUCGGCUGCGAGUGAAGUUGCACAAGGUGCCUAUGAAAGGACGUCCGAUUGCGAAUCUUUCACAUUCUUGGCUCACGUCUGCUAGCUUGUAUCUUUGCGACCAGCUGAUGCCAAUACAACAAUCGUUGGACUUCGCGGUUGCAAGCAGCAAUGAGUUUCUCAAACGCAUGCCAAUUCAGGUACCCAGCAACUACGAGAUCGCCACCAUCGACAUUCAAAACCUGUAUCCAAGCAUCAACACUGACGACUUGAUCAUUUCAGUACAACAUUCCGUCAGGCUACACUACGGCGAAAACCAAAAAUCCAGAUUCAUCUGUCAGCUUCUUGAGAUCUUGCUCAGAAACCAGUACGUGACGCACCGUGGGGAAUGUUAUGAAGCAUUUGGCGUCGCUACCGGCAUACCGCCGGGUGUGUUCCUCGCAAAUCUCUAUGUGGGACAAGCUGACAGGAUCGUGUACAAUACCCAUCGCGAUGAAAUUGCUUUCUAUGCUCGCUUAGUCGAUGACUCCGUGGUUUGUGCCGCAUGUGUGGAUGAUGUACACAACACCUUGAGUUCAUGGAAGCCCGAGCUUAAGUGGGACAUUACAAGUCGAGGAGGCCGCUUACAGCAUGGGGAUCACGCUGUCGCUUUUCUCGACCUACAGUUGUCACACAUAGACGGGCGCAUGGAGUGGCAAACCCAUCGCAAAGAGUUGAAUAGUUACUUGUAUGUGCCAGCCGCCAGCUGCCAUCCAAGAUCAGUGUAUGCCAGUACGAUCCGGGGUGAAGUGUGCCGUUUGCUGCGAACCAACAGCAGCAAAACCAACUUGAUCAAGCAUUUGAGGUUCUUCGCAAAGAGGCUCGCAAUGAGAGGUCAUUCUUACAUGGAUGUGUGGCGUUCCAUACAACUUUGUUUGCAGAAUGGCCGAAGAAAGACUCCAGAGAUCAAGAAGUCCAAGAAGUUCUUUAUGUUCAUCAAGUACAGCCGUUCAGUUCCCAGCCAUGUAAUCAACAGCUGCUUGAAGAAGCACGCUAGCGAUUUGCAACGUUGUUUCAAAGAUCCAAUUUCUUUGAGCUUGGCAUAUACCGUACAGCCCAAUGUGUUCAAGCAUCAUUUUGUCGACAAUUGGCUUAUGCCCAGUCGAGACCAGAAUGCGUUUGCAAAGGCCGUUCCCUCCAGCUCCUUCACUCGUUCCAGCACUGUAAUCCCUCCUACAGAUAGCCAGCACGAUCCAGGACUGGCCCAGGACGCUCAAGAGCCUAGAAGGAGAAGGGCCGACGCACCAAGCCAAGAUCGUUCGAUGACGGUAAUCUGUAACUUGGAGUCCCCAGCAUCGGUGAAGACCAUCACAGAAGUCACUGGCAUGGAUCGGAAGACCAUGGCUCGUUGGAAUGAGUUCUGGUCGCGGCUAGCAUACCGCACUAGCAGCGAUCUUGUCCGCUUCGAAAGCAUCGACAACAUCGUGGAGAUUGCGAGCUGCACAGUGGUAGAAGAAUGGCCGAAGCCGCCGGAGCCUUCAGCGCCUUUGUGCUCUUCGAGACUGGCGCAGGCCUUGGCGGCUCCCGCUGCGAAGCGGGCGUGCUGCCGCGAUGCCGAGUUUCACGGCCUGCUUACAAGACCUGACGAAGCCUGCGACUUGAAAGUCAUUUAUGAGAUAUUUGGACGGGAGCUCACAAAGGCCUUGGGUGGUGAUCCCGCCAGUGCGGCGAAGGGCCAGCAAGGCCGUAUGCCGGGCAGCAUUAACGUGAAGCGUGGGCGCGAGAACCACAAGGGAGUGCCGAAAUCGGAAGCCGAGAGACGCAAGAUGUGGCGAAUGCUACCGCAAAAGGUUCGAGUGGCAAUCAGGAGACUUCAUCGGCAGUUCAAUCACCCAGCGCCCAAGACCCUAGUGGCGAUACUCAAGGCCGGAGGUGCAUCGAAGGAGUUCAUCGAGGCAGCCAAGUUAGCGAAGUGUGAUUCGUGCAUCAAAACAUCAGGGAAGCCGAGGCCUCAUCCCGUAGGUUUGGGACACGGAGAGUAUCGAGUGGGAGAUGUUCUGGGGAUUGACGUUCUUGAGAUUUCCGAUUCGGGAAAGCAGAAGUAUCAGUGCGUCAACUUAGUCGACAUGGCAUCAGGUUUUCAGCAGCUUGAAGUGCUUCGACCGGUAGGCGAGCACGCAGGACCACCAAGCGCAGAGUCUUGUUUGGAAGCAGUCCAAAGAUGGGUAACUUGGCUAGGGUUGCCAAGAGUGCUCAUGGCAGACCGUGGCACCCACAAUCGGGGCAUAUUCAACAAGUGGGCAUCAGAGAAAGGAGUUGACAUAAGGUACGCCGCGACCGAGGCCCCAUGGAUGAUUGGGAAAGUAGAAAGGCACGGAGGGCUUGCGAAAGCCGUGGUGAGAAAGGUAGUGCAUGAAGUGGGUACCACAGGGGUUUCAGAGAUCCGAGCAGUGGUUCAAGAAGUCAUCGGAGUCAAGAAUGCAAUGAUGAACACUUCUGGGUACAGUCCAAUGCAGUGGGUUACAGGCCGAAACCCAAGGGAUCCAGGAGCGAUGACCGAUGAGCACGGAUGGCUGGACUUAGGUGCAAUGGAAUCAAAGCACGAUGGGAGCAGCGAGUUCGCAUCACGGCAUCAGGCAAGAAUGGCUGCGAAGAAGGCCAUGAUUCAUUUGGAUUGCAGUCGCAGAGUCCAAGAGGCAUUGACCCGGAAUGCAGCUCCGAUCAAGGAGGAUUACCAGCCAGGUGAUUAUGUCGUGUAUCGGCGGGAUGCUCAGGCUGGUGGAACGAAGUGGAGCAGCGCAUCAAGAGUGAUCGGUAAGGAAGGGUCAGAGUCGAUUUGGGUUAUACACGGUGGAGUGCCGGUAUUGUGCUCAGUUCAUGCCCUACGCCCAGCUACCGAAGAAGAAGUCAUGUCUCAUUGCAUGCUACAGGGGAUCCCGUUGCUACCUACAGAGUUGACAGAGGGACCCAGAGGCAAGAAAGCAUACAUUGACAAGCGUCAAAAGACAGAACCAGCAAAAGCAGCUAAGCAGCCUGACGCGAAGAAGCGGAAACAAGAGGGAGCAGCGUCCAAGGACAUUCCCAUUCCAAGCAGCAGCGAAAGCAGCUCAAGCUCAGAGUCCAGUGAAGAAAGCGAAGGACAAGGGAAUACAGCAAUAGAUAAGACGGGCACAAUCCCGGAACAUCAAGCUGAGCAGAACAACACCGCGCAUGAAGCACAUCAAGCAGAUGAAGAUACAAUGACGGAGUGUGAAAGGCUAGCCAAACAGGCCUUGGAACACGAAGAUUACACUCCGAGAACAUGUUUGCAGGUGUUGAGAGCAUGUCAGUUCCCGAAGAAGAGGAAGCGGGACAUCAAUCAGACCGGUGAGUGCAUGAGCUUUGGAACUUAUGCGCAUGGUCCGUUUUCAGGGGUGACAAAAGCAACAUUGGAGCACCCAUGGCUUGUUCUGUAUGUGAACGAGUACCUACGCGCACGUGGGGCUACGGAGGGGUGGUCCAGCUUCGUGAUUCAUUUGAAUGCAGAGACCCCGAAGCACACGGACAACCACAACAUGCCAGGAUCGGUGAAUCAACUCACCAGCUUAGGACCUCACGAAGGAGGACAGAUAUGGGUUCAAGACCCUGGAGGCCAGUCCAAGCGCAUGGAUUAUGAAGGUCAGGAUGGGAGAAUCCUAGAGUGCAAGCACAGGGUCGUGACAUUCGGACCUGAUCAGGCGCAUGCUACACUUCCUUUUGAAGGUGAGAGAUGGACUAUUUCAGCAUACGCCAGUCGAGGUUUUCCUAAAUUGACACAGCUGGAACACAAGGACCUCGCUGAUCGAGGGUUUAAGGUGGAACCCUUGAAAGCAUUAGCCAGAGCAACAGGGAGUUUGUACAUGACAGCCGAUUGUUCACAGGGAGAACAUCAUCAGGGCGACGUCAAGGUCGUGGACACUCAGACAGAGGAGUCAGUGACGCAAGAGCGCGAUCUUCCCAUGGAAUCAUUGAUGACCCGAGGUAUGACUGAGGAUCAUUGGCGUGUGGCUACGGGAUUCUUCUUCAGGGUGCACAUGAAGCCCAGAACAGGCCUCUACACCCCAAGUGCCGAUGAUUUCCCAGGUGAUAUUAGUCGGGUGAGUCACACAAGGGUAACACACAAAACCUUUUCAGGUGGAAGAACAGAUCAUGUUACCGAUGAGUGGGGAAUGGUUCGCGAAGCAGAUGAGAAUUCAGAUGGACCGUGGACGGGAUUCACAUUGUUCAAGUAUGCUGAUACUGAGGCGGAAUUAUCUUCAUUACCUCAGGCGCCAGUGGAGUCAGCGGAGUAUCAGGCAUUCUUGAGUGACAGAAUACUACCCAAAAAUGAACCGUUCGGUGAAGCAGUGAAUGGUAAGAAGCCGAAGAAGCUUGACAUCAACAGAGUGGAUGAGAAAACAGCCCAAGGGAUUCACGAGGCCCGAGGACAAGAAUGGGAAAAGUACAAACAGUACAAUGCAGCAGUUCCCAUUAUGGGACCAAUGCUAGAAGGCCUACUUCGAGAAGGACACAUCCCUAUCCCAAGCCAGUGGGUAGAUGUCGACAAGAACGAGUUCAAGAAAGGUCGGAGCGACUACCAGCCAAGGUACAGAAGCAGACUGGUUUCGUGCGGGAACUACGAGAACGUCUCCCGAAAUGAGCUAAGGUGUGAUGCGCCCACGGUGGACGCAGAAACCCAUUGUCUGAUCGCAAGUUACGCGGCUUGCCGCAAGAUAAAGCUCAGGUGCGGGGAUAUCUCUUCGGCAUACUUUCAGUCAGAACCGCUGGAAAGAGUAAUCAUCAUGAGGCAGCCGCGAGGAGGAUUGCCAGGUGUGCCGCCAGAAGCUAUGUUGCUGUGUAGGUUGCCGGUGUAUGGCACAAUGGAUGCUGGCAGAGGGUUCUACACACGUCUGUGCAAUGUGUCAUGUGAGGAAGGACUCAGGGUGAGCAAGAUUGCAACUGGAUUGUACUACGUGCUAGGGUCUGACAACCUUCCUGCAGUGCUGCUGGGGACCCAUGUUGAUGACCUGCUUUGGUGUGCGACGCCAGAAGGAGAAGAGAUCAUGGACAAGAUCAUGGCCAGGUUUGACAUGGGGAAGAUUGAGGACACGGAUUUCCGGUAUUGCGGCCGGAGGUUUAGACAGGAUGCCGACUUCAACGUGACCAUCGACACGGAGGACAACACAAGGUCCAUUCGGCACAUCAGUAUCGAUCCGAACCGCAAGGGCACAGAAGCAGCAACGGAACAAGAUGUGACACGGGCAACAGUGGCCGACUUGAGGGAUGCCAACCGAGUGGUGGAUCUAGCCAAGGCGGAUAUGGGAAUCGCAAUGUAUUACCCAGCGGGAAAAUUCUCAUGGCAUGAUGCGUGUGUGGUCAGCUUCUCGGAUGCAAGCCAUGCCGGAGAAGAAGGGCUACGGAGCCAACAAGGCCGAUUCCACUACAUCACAUCGGAGAAGAUGGUGGAUACAAAUGAGCACGACGCGCACAUCAUCGGCUAUGGUUCGACAACCAUUCGCCGGGUAUGUCGAAGCACCCUUCAGGCCGAAACCUAUGCGAUGCAGACUGCGGUCGAGAGUGGUGACCGGCUACGGGCUAUUCUGUGCGAGUUGAGGGGCCAGUUGCCGGUCCUCAAGGAUUGGAUGGAAACCACUCAGAAGGUCAUGAGACAUGAAUGGGUUUCCGAUUGCCGGAGCUUGACAGACCAUUUAAAUUCAUGCCAAGCGAGCAAGGUGACCGAUCGACGACUCGCCAUCGAGCUAGAAUCGAUGCGUCAACAGCUAUGGGAAGGCGAUAGCAAAACCUACACGGUCUACGAUGGCCAUGGUGAUCGCCUUCGCUGGACUGAUACGGCGACACAGCUCGCCGACGCAUUGACAAAGUCGAUGAAGCCAUAUCAGCUUUUCAAGGUAAUGCGUGAAGCCAAGGUUUACCUCAGUGACCCAGAGAAGAAGAUCAAGAAGGGCACACAACAAGGUGACCAGUGA
Messenger RNA from Symbiodinium sp. CCMP2592, 7230 nucleotides. The record is from the annotation of a GenBank genome assembly. Lineage: Eukaryota; Dinophyceae; Suessiales; Symbiodiniaceae.